AUGUCAGUUGUAUUAUUCCAGGAGAGAGGAGAGACAGCAUUAAUGUGGGCUGCCAGUAGAGGACACCUGGAGUUCUGUAGACUCCUCAUUGAUACAGGAUGUAUAUGGACAGACAGCAUUAAUGUGGGCUGCCGAGGGAGGACACCUGGAGGAGUAUGGACAGACAGCAUUAAUAACAAUGGAUACACAGCUUUACAUCAUGCUGCUGAGUGGGGACAACUACAGACCACAAUAUAUCUAGUAGAACAAGGUGCCAGUCCCUUGGUUACAACACGUCAGGGUGAGACUCCAUACGAUCUAGCAGCAGAGAGUAAACAGGGACAGUAUAAAGAAGUGAUGGAAUACUUACAGACUGUCAUGUCAAAGAAAUCUUCAGGUGUGACUGCUGGACAAGGGAUAGAAGAUCCAAUCCACACACAGACAAAGUCCACUAUGUUAAACAGGUUACUUGGCAGUGGAACGUAUGUUUCCUAUGACAUGCGCUGUAUGGUAACAGGCCAGUUCGCGGUCGGAAAAACUAGUCUUGUCAAGCUAUUAGCUGGUGAUGUCGUUCCAGAUGGAAGACAUCCUACCGAUGGGAUUUCCCUAAUAGAAGGUCGCUGUGGCCUUGAUGUUGAGACUAGAAGCUGGAUUUAUAUUGAUCCAGAAACGUAUGACGCUUUAGAUGUGGUUUACAAUAAGGUGUUGAUGACUUCAGUAGAAGAGGACGAAAGAAAAGAAGAAAAAACACCAAAGAAACCACAUUUACCAGAUUCAAACCUUGUUAGAAGUGAUAGUAAAGUGAUGACCGCUGGUCCCUCCCAACAGCCUCUAGCAGCCAAACCUUUGUCACCUCAAGUAUCCGACAGUGUGUCCAAGAGAAUACCAGAGUUAAAAACACAUAUGAAAUCGAAAAUGACAAAAGAAGAAAUAAAAAAGAGAAUGGAAAAAGUCCUUAAAAGUGGAGACUACAAGAUGAAAGUAGGAAGACUGAUUUUUUGGGACUUUGGUGGACAGUAUGUUUAUUAUACGACACACCAAACCUUCAUGACGUUCAGAGCUUUGUUUCUUGUGGUAUUUGACGGAAGCAAAGGAUUACAUGAACUUGUCCCAGAUGUUCUGUGUUUUCCAGGGCAGCACAUGACACCAACACCAGCAGUAUUCCUUCAACAUUGGGUUAACUCUAUUCUAACAUAUUGUAAGGUGGUAUAUGUAGGCAUUCCAAAGAUCUUGUUUGUUGCCACUCACAAAGACAAAAUACCAGUGGAGGAUGUGGAGUCCAGGCGUGAGGAGUUGUACAAUGGAGUAGAGGAAUUGUUUAAGGACCACGAGGGACGAAACCAUCUUGUCCUAACACAACGGAUAUUUGUCAAUGCAAGGGAUAACACAGAUACAGAAAUUGAAGUCCUGAAGAAAGCCAUCACAGAACUUACGUUUGAACAUCCUUGUUGGGGGGAGAAGAUGCCCAACGCUUGUGUUCCCCUUGAACUCGAGAUAGCAGAGCUAGUGGCAGAAGGAAAACAAAUCUUGUCAUUGAAGGAUGUAGAAGAAUUGAAUGUUAUAAGCAAGGUGUCUGUACUGUCCCCUGACCAACUCAAAGAUUUCCUAAAUUUCCACCACUCCUUGGGGAAGAUUGUGUACUUUGAUACUCCACAACUUCAAGAUUUCGUAAUCAUCAACCCCUUACUAAUGGUGGAGGUUAUGAGGUCUUUUGUGACAGAUAAAGUAUUUUGGCCAGAGGAAAAGAAAAUUCAUGAAACUUUUAAAAGAAUGUCAAAAUAUGGGACCAUAAGACGGGAAGAUCUCUUUCUAAUCUGGGAGCAAAAAGAUUUCAGUGCAAUAUUGCCAUACAAAGAGUUCAUAUUUAACAGCUUGAUUUAUUUAGAUAUCCUAGCAGAGCAACGUAGAUAUGAUACAUCUACAGGAAGUCGGUUACCAGUGGAAAACUUCUUUGUUCCCUGUAUGGUUACAGAGAGAAAUACCACCAACUUCAUGGACAAAGAAUGUACACCAGAGAGAGCUAUAUGCUUAGCGUUUUUAUUUAAAGGCACUAUUAUACCACCAGCCCUACCAAAUCGUCUGAUCAGUGCAUGUCUUAGCAUGUGGACCGUGAAGCAGUAUGAAGGGAGACAACUCCUGUUCUCAGGAUUUAUUGGUUUAUCAUUUGACAAAUCACAUGAUAUCGUUGUAUGCGUUGAGGGCAACAAGAUUCUCCUUUACAUCGUUCACAGAACCUCCUCCGGGUUAAUCGUACCUGAUAUAGCUACAGGUGUUAAAGAAUGCCUGGUUGUAACAAUGGAAAGAAUCUCAGAUUUCUACCACUCCACAGUCCAUGCAAAACGCAGCCAACAAUCGCCAUUUCACAUUGAAUAUUCAUGUUCAAAUUUAAAAUGCUUCAUCAGUGCAGAAGAAGCCAAGCAGACCAAUGGAUGGAUUUGUGACAAACAUAACCAAACACACAAAAGAAGACACUGGCGCAUUUGGAAUCAAGAUCAGACAAAAGAACAGUGUGAAGAGGAAUGUCAAGGGUUAAGUGAUGACGCUUUAAGCAAGACACCAAGUGAUAUUGAACUGUUGCGUUUUUCAAACCACUGCGAAUCAAAUAAAAUGCAUGAAUUAGUUACACAUCUUGGAAUGCUUGGGAUAUGGAAAGAUGUCGAAUACAAUCAUCCUAGAGAUAUACAGGUUGCCAAAUUUUUGCUGUUAUCAAAGUGGAAAGAGAUAAAAGCUAAAUCCAAUUUCAAAACUUUGUCAGAAGCUCUGAUUAACAUGGGUAUAUCGACCCAUGUUUUGUGUCAAGUAAGAAGAAUCAUCAAAGCAGAAACAGAUAUUCCAGCAGAUUACUUGGAUUUCAUUCCAACGGAUGAAAUUCUAGAUAAAUUAGCUCCAUUAAUUGGUCAAGUGUUUUUCCAACUUGGCACUGAAAUUGGACUAUCAAUUCCUGCCCUAGAAAAUAUACAGAGCAACAAUCCUUCUGACUUAGCAGAACAGAAUAGAGUCGUAUUAUUUAAGUGGAGAGAAGACCAACUAAUCAAACCUACAAUACGGGUCCUUAUUCAGGCUUUAGUUAACAUUGGGAGAGGUGCACGUUGUUUAGAAGAAGUUUUAAAUAAUAUUGAUCUGAACACCCUUAUAGUUUCACAACAAUCGAGAGGUAAAGGGGCAAUUCCAAAGAAACCAAAAAUAAAACCAGAACAGGAAUCACAGAGUCAGCGAAAGGUGUCAAAGACAUGUUCAAUAGCUUGAAUAGAAAAUGGUAAACACAAAUGUGCAUUUAAAUAGGGAAAAUAUACUAUAGGCAAAAGAAGUGAAAAAUAUUGUGCAUAAUUUAGCCUCAUUGUUUGAAAGAUAAGCUAUGCUGUUAACCGUUACUUUUGUAUUUCAUUUCUUCGAUGAGCAUUCAACAGAUCAAUCCCCUGUUAAUAUACCCUGCUUUGAAAAAGUGAGUGUUUAUUGUUUGACCUCUGUCUGUCCAUCAAUCAGUCCACCCAACAGUCAAUCUGUCAGUCCAUCACUCAGUCCAAUCGUCCCCUGAAUAUUUUUUGUCACAUCUUUCUCAGGAGCUACAUUUAACACAACAAUUUCUGAAAUUUUGUAGCAGGGUUUAUAAAAGUCAGCGUUACCAUGUGUUGCGUUAUCAGAUUCAUAAUUGAACAAUUUCCCGUUAGCCAAACACUUACAUCAUUGAUCAUCAUUUUACACAUAACAUAAAAAUUGAACAUUUUCUUCACAUUUUUCUCAGGAAUUACAUUACAAGGAUUUUAGGGUUUAUAUAAGUCAACUUUACCUUGUGCUGUGUUUUCAGAUAAAACAACUUCCUGUUAACCUUAAAGUAUUCGUUCAUGAAUAUCAUCAGUGAGCAGUAGGUCGCAGUUACACUUGUUCAUUGUAAGGUUUAACACAAAUAAUUAUAAGUGUAUGUAAACCUCUUUGGUGAAUUGUUUUCCUUUUUAACACACGGUUGACUGUUGUACCCCUAUUGGUGACAUUUCUAUCUAUUAUGUUUGUUUUUGUUUACACAUUGUUGACAAGAUAAUUGAAUUUAAUAUAACUCUCAUACAAGUGGCAGCUAAAGCUAGCUUCAAAAAGUUAUCAAAGGUACAAGGAUUAUAAUUAUAUUAGUACGCCAGACGCACAUUUCGUCUACAUAAUACUCAUCAGUGACACUCAUAUCAAAAUAUUAUAAAGCCAAACAUGUACAAAGUUGAAGAGCAUUGAGGAUCAAAAAUUCCAAAAAGUAUAAAACCAGGUUUAAUCCACUUUUUUCUACAUCAGACAGGAAUAUGACAUUCGUUUGAUGUGUUUGAGCUUUUGAUUUUGCUAUUUGAUUAGGAACUUUCUGAUUUGAUUUUUUUUCAGAGUUCAUUUUUUUGUGAUUUCACUUUUUAGCUCACCUGGUCCAAAUGGUCAAGUGAGCUUUUCUCAUCAUUUGGCGUCCGUCGUUAACUUUUACAAAAGUUUUCUCCUCUGAAACUACUGGGGCAAAUUAAACAAAGCUUAGCCACAAUCUUCAUUAGGGUAUCUAGUUUUAAAAAUAUGUCCAACGACCCGGCCAACCAACCAAGAUAGCCACCAUGGCUGAAAGUAGAACAUGGGAUUUAAAUAAAGUUUGUAGGUUAUAUCUCUGAAACUUAAGCAUUUAGAGUAAAUCUGAUGAGGUAAAGAUGGUCAAGAUCUUUCCGUUCUGAAAUUUUAAGAUGAAUCAGACAAUCCGUUGUUGUGUUUCUGCUCCUGAUUGGUAUUUUUAAGGAAAUUUGGCAGUUUUUGCUAUUAUCAUGAUUAUCUUCAAUACAAUUAUACAUAGAGCUAAACUGUAAACAGCAAUAAUGUUCAGCAAAGUAUGAUCUACAAAAAGUCAACACGAUGAAUAUUGUCAAGUAACCCUUUGAACAGUUGUUGCCCUUUAUAGUAAAUUUUAACAAUUUUGCGUUAUUUUUUUUUAAUCUAUUACAAAAAUCUUCUCACUUGGUCAUGUUGGAACUACUUAGUCAAAAUUAACUAAAUUUGGCCACAAUCAUCAUUGGGGUAUAUAGUUUAAAAAAAUGUGUAAGAUGGCUGCCAAGGUUAAAAAUAGAUUAUAGGGGAAAAUAUCGUUUUUGGCUUGUAUCUCUGAAACCAAAGCAUUUAGAGCAAGUCAUGCAUGGGGUAAUAUUGAUCAUUAUGUCAACAUCUAUGAACCUGAAAUGAUCAGUCAACCAACUGAAUUGGUAAUUAUAAGAAAAUUUUGCAGUUUUUGGUUAUUAUCUUAGAUAUUAUUAUAGAUAGAGUCAUAAACUUUAAACAGCAAUGAUAUACAGCAAAGUAAGAUCUAUAAAUAAGUCAACAUGAACCAAAUUACCACAUGACCCCUGGAGGAGUUUUUGCCCUUUAAAGUAAAUUUUUUACGAUUUUUUUUAUUUUAUAAAUUCAUGUAAAAUUUGGUAAUUUUCACACAAAAUAUGUUCCUCUGAAACUACUUGGCUCAGUCCAUUAUAGAUAGAAAUAAUUGUGAACAAACAGAAUAUUCAGUAAAGUAAGAUUUACAAACACGUCGCCAUCACCAAAACACAAAUUUGUCAUGAAUUUUAUUCUUGUCUGUAAUGUGUGUCCUUUGUUUUAUAUGCAUAGACCAAGGUGAGCGAGACAUACUCUUUUUACCCUCUAGUUUGUUGUUGGUCGAGAUAGCUAGUAUAACCAAUCUUUGAUACGAUGGCUUUACGUCUAUUGCCAAUGAUCAUGUGAUUUUGAACUAUAACUUAAUAAUAGUCAGCUCCUAUCAAGAGUGAAUUUUAAAGCUAUAUAAGCGCAAAUCCGGCUAUGGUUUUGGCUGCGGAUCCUUAAAGUUAGACUGUGAGAUAACUGAAUUUCUUUAUUGGUGUUAGGCUACAAUUAAAAUGUAAGGUAUAUUCGUAUGAGUCCCAAAAUGUGCUCCACUAUAAAACAUCCCUGUCAAAAUGUGGCAAAUUUAAUUUAGGUAAUCUAUGGUUAUUACUAAAUAUACUUGGUGGUUGUUUGUAGGAAUAUUUUUCGUGACUAUUGUAAGUUUGUAAAUUCGGGUUAAGAAAGUUGCGUGAUUGAUUUCUGGUAUUAUUUGCCUCUAACAGAUUUCUUUCAGUAGUUGUUAGCGUGUAAACGGCUGUUUGUAUAAUUACUAGUGUUUGAUCUAGGUUUAUAGCAUUAGGCAUCAGCGUUCAUUGUUGACUGUACUGGUCAAUCAGAAAUUAUGUUGGUUUUGAUUGCUUGCGUAAGUUUUCGUAUUGUCUAAGUUAACUGUCUAAAUUAAACAUAUAUAUUCAUUUAAGUCUGUAAUUUCUUGUUCAAUGAGAUCCACGUGUAUGAAUUCUGUAAACAUCUCGCUCAAAUCAUGCACAAUCUUGAAAGGUCAAGUGAGCUUUUUUCAUCACUUGGCGUCCGUCGUCCGUUGUGGUCGUCGUAUGUUUACUCUUAUAAAAAUCUUCUUCUCUGAAACUAAUGGCCAAAUUUAUCUUAAUUUAACUUUGCAACAAUCAUCUCUAUUGUAAGUAGUUUUACAAUUGAUUUCAAUGACCCCGCCUGCCAACUAACAUGGCCGACAUGAAUAAAAAUAAAACUAAGGGGUAAAAUGCAGUUUUUGGCUUAUAUCUCUCAAACUAAAGCAUUUAGAGCAAAUCUGACAUGAGAUAAAAUGUACAUCAGGUUAAGAACUAUCCACCCUUACAUAUUUGGGUUGCUGCCCCUGAAUUGGUAACUUUAGGGACAUUUUGCAGUUAUUGGUUAUUAUCUUGAAUAUUAUAAUAAAUAAAGAUAAACUGUAAACAGUAAUAAUGUUUGGCAAAGUAAGUUCUACAAAUAAGUCGGCAUGAUCAAAACUGUUAGUUGACCACCUUUGGAAUUAUUGCCCUUUAUAGUCAAUUUUUAAUAAUUUUUCGUAAAUUUUUGUAAUCUUUUACAAAAAUUUUCUCCUCUGAAUCUACUGAUACAAAUUUAACCAUACUUGGCCAUAAUCAUAAUUAGGGAAUCUAGUUUCAAAAAUGUGUCAGAUGACCCCGCCUUACAACCAUAAUGGCCGACAAGGUAAUUGUUGGCUUGCUGACCCUGAGUUAGUAAUUUUACAGAAAUUUGCAGUUUUUUGUUAUUAUCUUAAAUAUCAUUAUAAUAUCUGAUAACGUAUGCUAUUAUUAUGAUUUAAUCUUAUUUUACAUGAUUUCCAAAUCAUUAUUAAAUGCAGGAGAGCGACACAUGCUAUUGAUAACCUCUAAUUCUGGUGUAUGUGCUAUUUUGUGCUCCUUUGUGGUGUAUUGUUCUCCUUUAAGGUGUUUACACACUUUUGUAGUUAAUUGUGGUCCUUUGUUGUGUAUGUGCUCCUUUGUGGUGUAUUGUUCUCCUUUAAGGUGUUUACACUCUUUUGUAGUUAAUUGUGGUCCUUUGUUGUGUAUGUGCUCUUUUGUGGUGUAUUGUUCUCCUUUAAGGUGUUUACACUCUUUUGUAGUUAAUUGUGGUCCUUUGUUGUGUAUGUGCUCCUUUGUGGUGUAUUGUUCUCCUUUAAGGUGUUUAAACUCUUUUGUAGUUAAUUGUGGUCCUUUGUUGUGUAUGUGCUCCUUUGUGGUGUAUUGUUCUCCUUUAAGGUGUUUACACUCUUUUGUAGUUAAUUGUGGUCCUUUGUUGUGUAUGUGCUCCUUUGUGCUGCAUUGUACUCCUUUCGGUGUAUUGUUCCCAUUUGCUGCGCAAUGUACUCAUUUGUUGUGCAUUUUACUCCUAUUUAUGUAAGUACCCCUUUGUGGAGCAUUGUACUCCCUGUUAGUGCAUUCUGGUCCUUUGAGGUGAAUUGUGGUCAUUUUUUGUGUAUGUGCUCAGCUCAAUUGAGGUAUUGUACUCCUUUGUGGUGGAUGUGUCCUUUUUUACACAAAGUUCUAUUUGCAAAAAUGUUAGCAUAUUAGGAUAUUUUUUUUAUUAUGUUAAUUUUACCAUAUAUUUUUUCAAAUUACUAUGUACAUAUAAUUAUAUCGAUAAUAUUAAUUCCAUGCAUAAGAUCAUGAUAAUUAUGUUUUUUAUAUUAUUGUUAGCAUAUCAUUAUUUUUAUAAAUAAUUUUACCAUAUUAUUAUGUUGAUGUUUAUAUAUGAUUUUUACAUAUUUUUUUUCUCACCACUAUGUAUCUAUCAAUGUAUGUUACACAUCGCAGGAUCCAAUUGCUGAUAUAUGCGCAUUGGAAGAGGUUGGUUAGUAUAAGUAUUGGAGGGCAGUGAUGUUAUUUUCUAGGUGGUUCUACUUCACUAUCGUUUUAGGAAAAAGGAGUUCUUUCAGAUGUCUGUUUUGCAGUCCAUCAAAUGGAAUGAUCUGCUAUUCAUGCUAUUAUGGGUUUCUUGUCUUUUUGUGAUGUUUUUGUAUUUAAAAUCAAUAAUGUUAUUUGUCUUGACUUGGCUUUUGUUUCUGUUUUCUUGUAGAUACAUGUAUUUCAAUCGUUAACCGAAAUCAAUAACUGAGCAACUUUAGAGAACAUAUUCAGCCUCUGGUGUUUCCUUGGUUCUUUUAAGAGGUGGUUUUAAAAUCAUAUUUGUAACGCAUCCUGUUUCUCUGGAUUUAUAGUCGUGCAGGAUGAAACGUGCACUUCUUUUCUGUAUGCUUUCUAUCUUCUAUUGGUGAAUGGGUUCCAAGUGAUAGGAUGGUAUUUUAGUACCGAUCUAACCAUGGCUUUUAAAGUAGGAUAGUUUGUUGCACUCUCAAAGGUACUUGCGUAAGUUUCUUAGAAGGAAACCAAGUGUACAGCGUGUCCUGCUUAUAAAUUUCACAAUGUGCCUGGUCCACUUUCGGUCAUCGGAUAAAUUAAGAUGUAGGUACGGAUUUGUUUGAACUUGCUUUAAUAUCAUGUUGUCUUGUUGGUAACAAUAUAAUUAUGUUUAUAUAUGAGUGUAACACUAUACUUAUUUUUAUAUAUGAGUGUUACCACAUACUUAUGUUUAUAUAUGAUUGUUACAAUAUAAUUUAUGUGUAUAUACGAUUUUCACCAUCUUACUUUCUAUGUACAUAUAAUGAUUCCUGAUAUCCUAUUAAUAUUCAUUAUUAACAUGUA
Mytilus trossulus (common blue mussel) is the source of this 9005-nucleotide messenger RNA. RefSeq lists its product as uncharacterized. NCBI's taxonomy places the organism in Eukaryota, Metazoa, Mollusca, Bivalvia, Mytilida, Mytilidae. Gene Ontology annotation, molecular function: transcription cis-regulatory region binding; protein binding. Gene Ontology annotation, cellular component: nucleus. The coding region runs from base 1 to 3225 and encodes 1074 amino acids. The record is from RefSeq and is a predicted model, not a curated record. The transcript is spliced from 15 exons. Gene Ontology annotation, biological process: positive regulation of transcription by RNA polymerase II; signal transduction.